ACGUAUAAUUGGUGGAGCACUGUGGACACAAAUAUCCUUGUGGGCCCAUGGUGCCCAGGAUUAAUAACAUAGAUUGUAGAUGCAUGUUAUUGUAUUACACACUCUAAACCUAUUCCACGGAUCCCUUGGCCAAUUAUUUUAACCUGUAGUUGUUAGUAAUAUUAAUUAAAAAUGAAUAUUUUUGAUCUGGCUGUGGACCGAUCCCUGCAGUACUUCCACAGACCCCACUUUGAGAAACGGAUCUAAUCGUCAAGCCCUUGACACGUCGAAUCAGCUGUUUUGUCCGUGUCUACAACAAACAUGUGUAGGCCUACUGUUGGUUGUACUCGAGGACCGGAGUUGGGGAAACUCUAGAUGCCACUUUCGCCAUACCCAAAAACGUUAAUCAAGUUGCAGCAGUUGCAACAUGGGUUCAUGUUGAUAUACUGGAAUCAAAUACGUGUUUUAUGAACAGGCGUGUUUUUUUGCUGCACAAAUUUGCCGCGAAUGAUAAAGCAUUGAUAAAGCAUGGAAUCCAAACACCUGAAGAACGCUUUCAAAUGGUCUAACAGAAUGUUGUUUUACGAACCGAAUGCAGAUGAUCGAAUGCAUACAAUCCACAUAACAAGCAAGCAAAAUAUAGGUGCAUCAUGGUUCAAUCUGCAGGAGUUCCACAGCUUUCAGAUAAUCAGGCUCCGCCAGGGAGACCCAGCUCUGCUACAGAGACAGACGUGAAUCUGAUUCACAAUACCCAGGCACCACCACCACCCAAGGAAAGUGGCCCAAAUAAGAGGAGGAAAGUGAGAGUGAGGGGAAACAGCACCAGGCCCAAGAAGAGAAUGACGGACAGCAGGGGUGUUAGUGAUAGACCACUAGUGGAGAAGCAGGGGGUGUGUGAUGAGGGAAGCCCCUUACCUCCACCCCUCCGUAUCUCUUUAAAAAGCCUGUUGGCGGCGGAGAUGAAGCUAGUGUAUGGUGACGAGCAGCACAACAUUACCCAGCAGCCCUCCAAGUCCCCAGUCAACUCCUCUGCUUCACAAUUUAUGUGUCAAGCCUCUGAAAUAGUAGGUCCUCCAAGUGGACCUAAUCUCGGCUUUCUGCCUCAAAUUGACAAAUGGCUGGAUGUAGCCUUACAGGAUGCCGACUCAUACUACCAACAGAAGAAAUAUGGGAUCGCAGCCAGUCGUUUUACCACAGCUCUGGAGCUGUGUUCAAAAGGCGCUGCAGUUGAACAAUCUUUGCAUGCGGUGUAUGAAGACAUUUCUAAGGUUGCCAGUUUGAUUGAGUCCAGACUUGUUGCCUGCUACCUGAGACUGAAGAGACCGAAGAUAGCCCUCAACCACUCCCACAGAGCCAUCCAGCUAAACCCCAUCUAUUUCCGCCACCAUCUGCGCCAGGCCAUGGUGUAUCGACUGCUGGGGAACCCAUGUGCCGCGGCGAGGAGUGCCAUGAUUGCUGACUGGGUGUACUGGCUGUCCGGGGGCUCAGAUGAACACAUAAGCAAGCUCAUCAAACUGUAUUGGCAGGCUCUGUUGGACGAGGCGAUCAUCACGGAGGAUGGUUUCUCUGUCAUGUACACCCCGUGCUCUGCUGGGGACUCCGUGGGGGAUUGCAUCGCCAAGGCUGAGGAGACCUUCAGGAAACAGAACCCUGCCUUCACAGACUACCUGUUCACAGACCCCAGUGGAGAUCACCUGCUGCCCCAGACCACAAACUGGAGCAAUCCCCCGUCCACCCAGCAGAAAUACGUCCUCACCCUGGGCUUCAGGAGGGGACAGGACGGCAGCUUCCUCAGCAAACUCACCAGCAGGACCUGCCCCUCUUUUACGGGACCCAGAGCCUCAUUCAGCUCCAGUAGCCCAGAGGACAUGGAGCGGGUGUGUGACACGUUCAGCAGGAGGAUCCUACCAGCCUUAGAUUUUAUUAAGUGCACCAAACUAGCUGCAGGUUUUUCCCCAGGGUCUGGGCUUGUGGAGAGGCUGCAGUAUGCUGGCUACCUGGGACAGAUCCAACGCAGCAGUGAGCAGACCGUCAUCCUCCACCAGGCACUGGCUGAGCUCGCUGUCGCCCCCUACCUGCAAGACCUCAGCCACGCAGAGACCUCACUGCUGCAGGCUCUAAUGGCAGACACCAUGGACACCCUUGAAGGAAGGCGGACUGAUAGAGAACGUGUGUGGAAUGAAAUGCAAAAGGUGGGGAUGUUGGAGGAUCUGUUGUUCCAACUGGAGGAGACCUAUCUGAAGAACAAGGCUCAGAGGGCCAGUAGGAAGCAGAGGGCCGGGGUCCAGGGGGCAGAGGGGAAAGCCAGAGGAAGACCCAAAGCAGGGGUCAAAAUAGAAGCCAAAGGAGGGAGUACAGUGGUGACAGACAAGGCCAAAGUCCGUCCCACUGAAACCCAGCAGGAGACCGCAGUAGCACCAAUGACCUUACCAGACCCAUGAUCUGCAGGCCAGGACAGUGGAGGACCAAAGUCGUCGUCCUCCUCAAAAUGAAUGGACACCCUCCUCUCACAAAGCCUCAUCUUCAGUCCCAGCAUCUUUCACACCAUUACUCUAGGCUGGCAGAAAUAAAUGGACUCUGCAGCCUUGCUUUCACUCUGAUUUAGGGUCUGUUUUUAACACUCCUCCUUGUUUACUCGUUAAGAUAGCGUCUCUAGCCCCACUCCUAGAUGAAAGACCUAGCUGAUUCAAACGUGUGGGAGUGUUCAAUGUAUACACAUUGAGAUGUUUUCAUGUUUAAACUCGCUAAUUUAUGAUUGUUCAUGCAAGUUGUAAUAUGACAGAUGGUUUGUAAACACAAGCAAAUCCAUAUGUUUUUUUUUUGCCACUCAACCCUUAGGAGGAAAAGAAAGGUGAUUCAAAUAAAACAAACAUGCUUCCUCCUGAAGUAGCUAGCUGGAAACAGCAGCAUACACACUUUGUCUACAGUAUGAUGACCAUGUUACUACAGUCUGGAGUAUCACAGUCAUUUCAAUGCCAAAUGUGCAGUUUGGGGAUUGAUCGGGCAGGGCAAAACCUUGUGAGUAAACACAAUCAGUGGGGCCCUCGUCACUCACGUGCCCACGGCUGAUCCAUCAACUGGCCGGUCAGCACCGGCUUCCCAAAGUAGUUCCUCUGAGACAGCCAAUCAGAGGCGCUCUGUGCCAUCGACAGCUGCUUUCUCUCUCCUGUUAUCUACUCUCUCUGGGAAAACAAAGGCUGGUCUCUCUCUUUUUCCUUACUACUGCUGAAUAAUCCACAUUUCCCUAUUUGAGGAUUCAUUCAACGUUCCUACUCUACAGUACAGUGUUUAUCUCUUACUCUCUCAUCCCACCCUCCAUCUGUCUUUUGCUUCCUCCGUUUCCAUUCAGAUGGGUGCUUAAUACCUUGGGGAUUCUGUUGACACCCGAGUCGGCAUAAGAAAUGUUGUGAUCAGCAAUAUGGGCAUGCAUUAUUUUAUUCUCUGAAUAAAUGAAUGACAUUUAUUGAGUGGUCGGGGAGAGAAAACGUUGGCAUAGGUACUCUAUUGGCAUCUUUAAAAGAUUAGUUAUGCCCGGUGCAGUUUCCAUUUGGUAAACAAUUAUUAUAAUCCAAGCCUACAUGCAUAUUUAAUGAACACAUUGAAGGCCAUAGCCUUGUUUUUCACUUUUGUGUAAAGCUCUUUAUAUGAAAAUGGUUAGAAUGGCGAUAUAGGAAUGCUAAUGUGGUUAGUUACUUUUUGUGUUUUAAUUAGUGCACUGUUUUGCAGUGUUGCCUCACUGCCUGUUGUUGCCCCACUGCCUGUUGUUGCCCCACUGCCUGUUGUUGCCCCACUGCCUGUUGUUGCCUCACUGCCUGUUGUUGCCCCACUGCCUGUUGUUGCCUCACUGUUGCUGCCUCACUGUUGCUAACACAGUUUUGUGGCACACUUGACAUGGGUUCACACUGAUGCCUGGUUCAGAAUUGGUCAGUUGAUGUCUAUUAGCUGCUGGAGUUGAUGUAGAGUGGAAGAGGUCAUGGAGUUUACUGAGUAGAAUGGAACUGUCAUGGCGAUGGUGUGGUCACGUUUUUCACAGUUUUUACUAAUUGGUGUGCGAGCAUCAAGUACCAAAUGUAAUUAUUUGUUGUUGAAUGAAGAACCACGUCUUGACAGACCAGGGCCCGGUUUCCCGAUAGCGAUGGAACUUAUUCUUACAAGUGUUUUAGGAUGCAUCUUUCAUAUAAUUUAAAACGUAUAUUAUUAGCCCAUCCAACACACCCCCUUCAGAUGACAAAAUAGCUUUUUCAGUUUUUACAGCUUUUUUGUUACUUGUGUGUAUGUAUAUAUGUAUACACACACACACACACACACUACCAUUCAAAGGUUUGGGGUCACUUAGAAAUGUCCUUGUAUUUGAAAGAAAAGCAAAAAAGAAUUGUCCAUUAUAACAUCAAAUUGAUAGAAAUACAGUGUAGACAUUGUUAAUGUUGUAAAUGACUAUUGUAGCUGGAAAUGGCUGAUUUUUAAUAUCUACAUAGACCCAUUACCAGCAACCAUCACUCCUGUGUUCCAAUGGCACGUUGUGUUAGCUAAUCCAAGUUUAUCUUUUUAAAUGGCUAAUUGAUCAUGAGAACCCUUUUGCAAUUAUGUUAGUACAGCUGUGAACUGUUGUUUUGAUUAAAGAAGCAAUAACACUGGC
Messenger RNA from Oncorhynchus keta (chum salmon), 4615 nucleotides. RefSeq names its product spermatogenesis-associated protein 16-like. Lineage: Eukaryota; Metazoa; Chordata; Actinopteri; Salmoniformes; Salmonidae. The transcript has 11 exons. Gene Ontology annotation, biological process: spermatogenesis. Bases 630 to 2420 code for a protein of 596 amino acids. The record is from RefSeq and is a predicted model, not a curated record. Gene Ontology annotation, cellular component: Golgi apparatus. Gene Ontology annotation, molecular function: protein binding.